This is a messenger RNA of Neurospora tetrasperma FGSC 2508, 312 nucleotides long. RefSeq lists its product as uncharacterized. Lineage: Eukaryota; Fungi; Ascomycota; Sordariomycetes; Sordariales; Sordariaceae. The transcript has 2 exons. The record is from RefSeq and is a predicted model, not a curated record. Bases 1 to 312 code for a protein of 103 amino acids.
AUGACAACCAUAAACCGCGAACUGGUAUCAGAACCUAUCCCCCUCAUUCCAUCCUGCCAGUUCCGCCUAAUCUGUAUAUCACCCACGGAGGCACCACUGACGGCGGCAAUCGACGUCGUGCGGCCCAUUGUCCCACGGGUAACGAACACGUCGUACAAGUCCCAUUAUCGACGCUGGUCCGUUUACGGUUUGUUCGCCUUCGGCGCCGUCGUGGGUCUCUCGUUUGCCUGUCACCCAUACGUGCAAACCCUGGGGUACAUGGCCGCUAGCCAGCUGGUGUCAACUUCCGUGGAGAGGAAAGCCAUGCUGUGA